AUGACCCGAGGGUGCAGCGAAUCGGGGCCACCACCCCUGGGGCCACCACCCCUGGGGCCACCACCCGUGGGGCCGUCACCCCUGGGGCCACCACCCCUGGGGCCACCACCCCUGGGGCCACCACCCCUGGAGGCGCCACCCCUGGGGCCGUCACCCGUGGGGCCACCACCCGUGGGGCCACCACCCCUGGGGCCACCACCCCUGGGGCCCCCACCCCUGGGGCCACCACCCCUGGGGCCACCAACCCUGGGGCCACCACCCCUGGGGCCACCACCCCUGGGGCCCCCACCCCUGGGGCCGCCACCCCUGGGGCCCCCACCCCUGGGACCGCCACCUCUGGGACCGCCACCCCUGGGGCCACCACCCCUGGGACCGCCACCUCUGGGACCACCACCUCUGGGACCGCCACCCCUGGGGCCCCCACCCCUGGGGCCACUGGCCUACACCAAGGACGCCUUUCUUCGUGGACUUGUCUCGCCAGCGUGA
Molecule: messenger RNA, 486 nt
Organism: Petromyzon marinus (sea lamprey)
Lineage: Eukaryota; Metazoa; Chordata; Hyperoartia; Petromyzontiformes; Petromyzontidae
Source: RefSeq, a predicted model, not a curated record